Drosophila bipectinata is the source of this 1778-nucleotide messenger RNA. Its product is annotated as fatty acyl-CoA reductase wat. NCBI's taxonomy places the organism in Eukaryota, Metazoa, Arthropoda, Insecta, Diptera, Drosophilidae. Gene Ontology annotation, biological process: long-chain fatty-acyl-CoA metabolic process. Gene Ontology annotation, cellular component: peroxisome. Gene Ontology annotation, molecular function: alcohol-forming very long-chain fatty acyl-CoA reductase (NADP+) activity. The record is from RefSeq and is a predicted model, not a curated record.
AGGUUUAUUCUACUCUCUCCAUUAAAAAAACAACUUUAAUAAUUUACUGCGCAAAGCUUUGUUCUCAAUUUGCCAGCCCUGGGCACUGGGACUAAAUUUCGACGAUUCCAGCUCAUUAAGGGUAUAAAUAAAACCACAAAAUUUCGGGUGCCUCAUACAUUUUUUAAAUUUCGGCAAAACCGCGGUCAUUUUUUACUGGAUAGCUGUCGUCUUUACUCUUUGAACGGAUUAAAGUAGCCAAAAUGGAGUCGGAUAUACAAAAUUGCUUUAGGAGCAAAACAAUAUUCCUAACAGGAGCCACAGGGUUUUUGGGAAAAGUUGUUAUUGAAAAGAUUCUGCGCACCACCGAAGUGAAGCGAAUUUAUGUACUGGUUAGACCCAAACGGGGAGUAGAUAUUCAGGAGCGCAUGGCUGCUUGGUCCAAAGAUCCGAUCUUCGGAGUGUUACUUAAAUCCAAACCAGAGGCCCUACAACGUAUUUCCCCCAUAUUCGGAGACUGCCGGGACUCAAACCUGGGUAUUCGAGAGAUUGACAGAAGACUGCUGGCAGCCGAAGUGCAGAUCGUGAUUCAUGGGGCUGCUACAGUCCGGUUUAACGAACCCCUACACGUGGCUUUGGCCAUUAAUACUCGUGCCACGCGGUCAAUGAUCCACCUGGCCAAGGAAAUGAAGCAACUUGAAGUCUUUUUGCACAUCUCAACCGCGUUUUCUAACUGUGUUUUGUUGCACGUCGAAGAGAAGUUCUAUCCCGAGCACUUGACCUGCACCUCGGACAAGGUUCUGGCCAUUAGCGAGAUGGUGAGUGAUGAAGUGCUUGAUCAGAUGGAGCCGGCUUUGGUUGGGCAGUUUCCCAACACCUACACUUACACAAAGGCCCUGGCUGAGGAUAUCAUUCUGAGGGAGGCGUGCGACCUACCCGUAUGCAUCUUUAGACCGGCAAUCAUCAUUGCAACUCACAAGGAGCCCGUCACCGGCUGGAUAGACAACAUGUACGGACCGAUCGCCAUUCUAUACGGAGUGGCCAAGGGGGUGCUCCGGGUGGCCCUAAUUAACAAGGAUGCCCAGGCGAGCCUAGUGCCUGUGGACUACUGCGCCAACUUGACAAUUGCCUGUGCCUGGAAAACCAUCGAUGAAAAUCAGAAGGGUAGGAGGCAGAAGGAGACGCCGAUCUACCAAUUAUCCGUCGAUGACGGGAACAAGCUCAGUCACGGGGACUUUAUCGAAUACGCUCUCGACGGCCGUCAACAGUGUCCUUUGACAAGGACGCUCUGGUAUCCGUUCAUCGUCUGCCUGUCUAGUCCUCGGUUUUUCCCUAUAGCAACCUUUUUUCUGCACACCAUUCCCGGCUAUUUCAUUGACAUUGUGCUCCGACUAAGAGGCCGAAAACCUCGACUUUUGAACAUUUACAGGAGGGUUCAUAAGAUGCUUAGUGUCCUAGGACCAUUCUCAAAAAACUCCUGGGUGUUUGAUAUGCGCAACACCGAUCAUCUACGCGAGCUAAUGUCCGAGGAGGACCGCAGGAUGUACGCCUUUGACAUGGAUAGGCUGGACUGGCAGGCGUACUUCCGGAAUGCUCUCUUGGGCAUGCGUCUCUAUUUGGGCAAGGAAGCCCCAACUGCCUUGUCACUAUCCCAAGGACUUCAGUUAUCAGAAAGACUCAAGAUAAUCCAUUAUUCUCUGAUGAUCCUUCUUUGCUGGGUAGCAGGAUUUAUUUUAUUUUGGUUGAUGAAACUUAUAGUUAAAUUUUAAUACAUUUUAUAAAUGAAAGAAACAAUUUCU